GUGCACUGGAAUGGAAUGCCAAGUGAGAACCAUUCUUUAGCCCAUGAACAGAAACAUAACCGGCGGCACAUGAAAGUAUGAAAAGCCCAAAUUCUUAAAAAAGUUGAGGAGCACAGAAUAGCAUAGUAUGGCGGCGCUGGCGAGGAUUUUGCGGUUGCAGACGCGAUUCGUUCCAACACAAUCAUUCCAAUAUCAUCGCCACCCCAUCGUCCAAGCUUCCUCUUGGCAUUCUUCGAUCGAUACAAUAUUAAACAGAUAUGGAUUUCUUAAAAGAGAGGUCUCGACACAGACAAAUCCAAAUAAACCCGUUUGUGAAGAUGUAGGGAAUAAUGAAGCCGAUGCCUUGAAAUCUAGUGUGAACUCAGAUAAUGUCCCUACGUCCAUGAGCAUUACCGAGAACUCUUCCAUAAAGUUUUCGGCUAAUUCCAGUUUGAAAACAUCCUCAAGGCACGAUCUUGCUAUGAUUUUCACUUGCAAGGUCUGUGAAACGAGGUCCAUUAAGACAGUUUGUCGCGAAUCAUAUGAGAAGGGUGUAGUAGUAGCAAGAUGCGGUGGAUGUAAUAAUCUUCACUUGCUUGCGGAUCACCUUGGAUGGUUUGGCGAACCAGGAAGCAUUGAGGAUUUUCUGGCUACUCAGGGAGAAGAAGUUAGAAGAGGGUCAGUUGAUACACUAAAUCUUACAUUGGAAGAUAUAGCUGGAAAACAAUCUUGAAAGAUAGUGUUUUGCACAAGGGAAAAUGCAGUUCACUGAUCAGAUUAUACAAUCAUGAAGGUCUAGUGUAUUGAGCUUUCUAUAUAAUAUUCCCAUCUCAUAAUCUAACCAUAAGGAGUCAAUGCAGCAGAGAAAGGUGAGAGAAGCCAGGAAAGACAAGAGGACGGUUGGAAAUGAGAUGUUGCGAAGUUCAAGGAUAGUUUCGCAAUUAAAAUUUCACUUGUGUAGUGGGCAUUCUUCAUAUUUUUUCUUGUUACAAUUUUACAUGUUGCAUUUUGGGUC
Lathyrus oleraceus (garden pea) is the source of this 994-nucleotide messenger RNA. RefSeq lists its product as uncharacterized. Lineage: Eukaryota; Viridiplantae; Streptophyta; Magnoliopsida; Fabales; Fabaceae. Gene Ontology annotation, molecular function: protein-folding chaperone binding; zinc ion binding. The coding region runs from base 128 to 712 and encodes 194 amino acids. Gene Ontology annotation, cellular component: mitochondrion. The transcript has 3 exons. The record is from RefSeq and is a predicted model, not a curated record. Gene Ontology annotation, biological process: protein stabilization; protein import into mitochondrial matrix; protein folding.